AUGCUUGGACACUCCCGCAUGGUUUCCAUUCCCCAGGUAAAUGACUGCCUGGACCGAGGCUGGAUCGUGCUCGUUCCGAACCAUCGGCUUUGCCCCGGUGUGAACCUGUUAGACGGGCCGAUGCGGGAUAUCCGCGAUCUAUUAGCCUGGAUUCACGAUGGCCACCUCGAUAUAUUCCUAAAGGACCACGGACCUUAUCAGGCUGACCUGGAAAAUGUCGCUGCAUUCGGAACCUCGUCUGGUGGGCAUUUAGCUCUUAGCUUGGUAUGUAUCCUCCAGAAACCAAGCAUCUACCACGAAAUCCAUUUUUUUGGGAGUUCUCAAGCUAAAGAAAUACAGGGUUUCAACGUCCCAAUCCCCGCGAAAGCAAUCCUCUCCCUGUACGGUUCAGUAAACUUCUCAAAUCCACUCUGGUCAAAACCAAUCCCCCACGUCGCCGCGAAACUACCCAAAGAUCUUUCCCCGGAAUUCCUCAACAAGAUCUACGACGAGAUCCCCAUCCCGACGGAUUCCUCUGUCUCAUUAGAAGGUCAGACUGAAUCCGGCGUGUCGAAGGGUCCUGAUUUCUCAAAGGCCCGAGACGCAUUCGCUUUUACCCAGAUUGCGGGCGGAACGGUCACAAGUGCUAUUUACCCUCAGGGUCAAACUAUUGAUACUAAAUUUGAUCUUGUGGAUCCGGCGAGGAAUAUCACGGCUGAGUUCCCGCCGACCUAUAUCGUGCAUGGGCAGGCUGAUACGAUGGUUCCUAUUGAUCUUAGUAGGGGUUUCCUCGCUACAUUGAAAGGGGCGGGUGUGAGGUGUGGAAUGACUGAGGUACCUGGGGAGGAGCACACUUUUGCGGCUAUGAUGGAGGUUGGGUCGAAGACUUGGUGGUUGCAGAGGGAGGGGUUUGAUUUCCUUGAGGGGGUUAUUGGGAGAGGGCCUAAGUAG
Penicillium waksmanii is the source of this 930-nucleotide messenger RNA. RefSeq lists its product as uncharacterized. NCBI's taxonomy places the organism in Eukaryota, Fungi, Ascomycota, Eurotiomycetes, Eurotiales, Aspergillaceae. The coding region runs from base 1 to 930 and encodes 309 amino acids. The record is from RefSeq and is a predicted model, not a curated record. The transcript has a single exon.